ACGGCGGGGGGCGGAGGGUGGCACUGGGCCCACGCUUCUCCCCGCUGUCCUGGCAGCGGCGGUGGCGCGGCGGGCAUGGCAGAGAUGCGUUCGGGGCCAGUGGCCGGGCCGCAGCUCAACUCGCUGCCGGACCACUCGCCGCUGGUACAGCCCGGCUUGCGGGAGCUGAGACUCCGAGCAGAGGAGGCGGGCGUCCCGCAGACCCCACACAGGCUCACAGACGCCUUCUUGCUGCGCUUCCUGCGCGCCCGGGAUUUCGAUGUGGAUUUGGCUUGGCGGUUACUGAAAAACUAUUACAAAUGGCGAGCAGAAUGUCCAGAAUUAAGUGCAGAUCUGCACCCUAGAAGUGUUAUGGGACUUCUGAAGGCUGGCUACCAUGGAGUGCUGAGGUCCAGGGAUCCCACCGGCAGCAGAGUUCUUAUUUACAGAAUCGCAUACUGGGACCCAAAAGUUUUUACAGCCUAUGAUGUAUUUCGGGUAAGUCUCAUCACAUCAGAGCUCAUCGUACAGGAGGUGGAAACUCAGCGGAAUGGAGUCAAGGCCAUAUUUGACCUGGAAGGCUGGCAGAUUUCCCAUGCUUUCCAGAUUACCCCAUCUGUAGCCAAAAAGAUUGCUGCUGUACUUACAGAUUCCUUUCCAUUGAAAGUUCGUGGCAUCCAUAUGAUAAAUGAGCCAGUCAUUUUCCAUGCUGUCUUUUCCAUGAUUAAACCAUUUCUGACUGAAAAGAUUAAGGGCCGGAUUCAUCUGCAUGGGAGCAAUUACAACUCAAGCCUACUUCAGCACUUCCCAGACAUUCUCCCUCUGGAGUAUGGUGGUACUGAGUUUGCCAUGGAGGAUAUUUGUCAGGAAUGGACAAAUUUUAUAAUGAAGUCUGAAGAUUAUCUCAGCAGCAUUUCUGAGACCAUCCAAUGAGAAGUUAUUUCCUGUGAUUGACUUCCUCACUAAAAUUCAAGGAUGGGAUCCUAUUUGGUUAUUAAAGUCAAGAGCAAGCCUAAAUGAAUUGAUGUUUAUCCGACAUUUACACGUGCAAGAUGACCAUGAAGAGUGUUCUAGCUUUUACAAUGCUCUGUUCCUUGUGAAUUAAUUAAUGCUUGAAGAGAUUCCUGUUUACGUGUGAAGAGCAAGCAUAGCUACAUCGGAAGUACCUGUUUUAGUGUAUCUUUGCAUGGGUCGGGAAAUUUCACUUUAAAGAAAACAUUAUGAUCUCAAUGUUUAAUGCUAGAUUGAUGACUAGUCCACUGGGAAGAAAUACUGUGCAUUCCAACUGAUGGUGAAACAUUAUUAGUGCUCUUGGUGUCAGAUUAUAAUUCAGAUUGCAGUCUGAAUACAGCUUUAUGCUGGCAGGAUGCUUUAUCUCAGGGAAGCCCUACUUUAGCAUAUGUACAACAGAAGCCUGAGGAUGUAAGUCUACAUGUCACCGUAUUGUAUGCAACAAAAUCACUACGGCUUAUAAAAAUGACUUAAAACUGUAGACAAUAUUCUGGGCACACUUGACGGUUUCUUAUGCAGUCUUGUAUUUUCGAAUAAGUAAAGAGCUAGUUCCAAGACAGCCUCCAAAGCCACAGGGAAACACUGUCCCAAAAAACCAACCAAACAAAAAAAUAUAAAAAAUAAUUGUGGCUUCUGUUUAUGACUUGUACACAGACUGCUUAUACUUGAAAAUUAACAGAACUACACAAAAGGAAGUGUUUAUAUCCUACUUAACCAUCACCAGUCAUGCUAGCAUUUUUCAGAUUAUUCAUAAAAUAAUUUGAGUUUUACUAUGACCUCAGAAUAUUUUAGGUCUCAAAAUUCAUGUUUAGUUUAAAAACGGUCAGUAGGUAGGGUGUGCUGUCUGUAUCACAGUGCAGUUCAUUUUUAAGUCUUCCAAUCGUUGAGAAAAAUGUAAUCUCAUCCCAUUUUCAGCACGUUCUUAAAUUUCUGACAUGAUUUUUAUACUUAGGGUCUUCUAAUUAAUUUUUAUCUUACACAUGAAGGAAUACAAGGUAGAGAAUUUAUUGAAUUUGUGUUCAGAGUAAUCAUAUAAUACUGUCUUUGUGCAAGGCGAGUUUUCAUUGCACAGGGUGUUUUUCUUUGUAAGAAAAUGAGUUGAAUCAGACAAGCUGAUACUUCCAAUUCUCUGCACACACACUGACAAAACCAAAAGGAGGUGCAGAUGUUCUUCAGAGAACGUGUUUCAUUUAGCAACUAACGCUACCUUUACUAUUUAAUUUUACUAAAAAGAUCUUGCUUUCUUCUUAAAACAUUAGUCUUCCUUACGAAACUAUAAAAUUAAAAUUGUUUAAAUAACAGGAAAUCAGCUAAAGGAAUAAAGAGUAACAAAACACCUCCAUCUUUUCAAACUUUUAGUUAUAGACAGAAACGCAGAUGUCACUUUAUUUACAUGUGGCUGUUCAAUCAUUUGCUAUGAUUUUGUGGAGGAAUGUUAUAUUACAAUAAAGGCUAAUGACUUAAAUGUCUUUUUAAUGUGUACAUUAGUGAAGUAAUUAAAAAUGCCAGUCAGUAUAAGUACAUUCUAUGAUGGGGCUUUGAGAUUUUUAUAACAUGAAGCAACUCUAUGAAGAGCUUGAAGAACAAUGUGUGGAGACGGUUUUGAAUGGCUCCAGGCGGGAACUGGAAUUCUCUGUGCGCCUUCACUGCACUUGAGCCAGAAGUGUUUUCUGAAAGGUGAAUGCCAGAGGUGCUUAAUGUGUUGCAGAACUUCACAAUAAAUUGUUUUAAUAUUGUUAAAAAUAAAUGUCUUUCUCAUA
Mesocricetus auratus (golden hamster) is the source of this 2750-nucleotide messenger RNA. It is a transcript of the gene Ttpa, whose product is annotated as alpha tocopherol transfer protein. Gene Ontology annotation, molecular function: phosphatidylinositol bisphosphate binding. Gene Ontology annotation, cellular component: membrane. The record is from RefSeq and is a predicted model, not a curated record. NCBI's taxonomy places the organism in Eukaryota, Metazoa, Chordata, Mammalia, Rodentia, Cricetidae. The coding region runs from base 76 to 912 and encodes 278 amino acids. The transcript is spliced from 5 exons.